AUGCCAAAACCUGCCUCCUUCCGUAGAUUAAUCGCCCUCGCCGCCUGCAUUGUUGUCAUAUCCGUUGUCGUCAGGUAUCCCCAGACCAUCUUCGCUUCCAACAGAUCAAAAUCCGCGCAAGACUCUUUUCAUCUGUGCGUAUCUGGCGACCAGCUUGAUUUGGCAUCUUUGCCGCCGCCGCCGCCGUUGGAUUCGCCUGAGUUGGAGGAUGAGAACGAGGAGGAGGAUGCACAACGGCUGCAGCCACAUCAUUAUGACCCUAAUGGCUUGCUCGUCGUCAACCCCAACGGCCCUCAUCCUAUCUACGAGCUCAUCAAACGCGCAGAAGCAUCUUGGAACUCCAAGCUCGAUCGUGCCAGCAAGACCCUUGAACAAGCCGUUGCUGAGUACAAAAAGCGCUACCACAGGCCUCCCCCCAAGGGCUUUGAUAUAUGGUGGGACUACAUUGUGAAACACAAGGUCCAACUACCCGACGAGUACAACCAGAUUUACAAAGACCUCGAACCCUACUGGGGCAUAGACCCACACGACCUCGCCUCCAUCCUCUCCCACCUCGAGGAAGACGAGGGCGUGAUCGUGGUCGGCAAACGCCCUAACAACGACUACAUCACCGUCUUCAACUCAACUCUCCCGCCAGAUGACCAGGGCUUGCUCGUGGUGAUGAUGAAGGAUCUGUUAGAUGUCAUACAGGGAGUUCAGCAACGUCUACCUUCUUUCCGCGCUGUCCUCUCCCCACAUGACAAUCCUAACAUGCUCUCAGACUAUACGGUCAAGUCUAUGGCUCUCAAGGCGGCCGCAGCGCGAACGUUCAUUAACAUUAGCAAUCUACCACACACAGAAACCGAAGGAUGGAUCCAUGCCUGCUCGCCCUCCUCUCCUGCACACCACACCCCCCUCUCUCUCACCUCUCCCCCUCCUCCCUCUCCCAUAAAAUGCUUCAUCCACAACCAUCUCCUCAGUAUGGACCCCUGCCUCCACCUUUACCACCUCACCUCCCACAGUCAAUUCCUCUCACACGAUGCCGGUCCCUUUCCCCAAAAUCUGCCCAUCCCGCGCUUCUCGCGCUGCUCUACGCUGCUGCACCAUGAUAUACACCCUGCGCUGGCUGAUAACUGGAUGGAUGAUAUUUUGCCGAGGAGCAACAAUCCGGAGUGGGAGGAUAAGGUGGAUAAGAGGCUGCUGUGGAGGGGGAGUAAUACAGGGAUAUUCCAUGGACCUGAGACGCAUUGGUGGCAUGCGCAUCGCGCGAGGCUUGUUCGCUGGGCCCACGAUCUUGCAGGCUUCACGUCCCUCCUGCCCUCGCCCGCGUCGCCGACGGAGAGGGUGGGAGAGCCUGUGGAGAGAAGAAAGGCCUAUUUGAAUCCCGCGCUUUUGGACAUCGAGUUUGCUGGAGAGCCGAUUGGGUGUGACCCCGAGGUGUGUCCUGUUUUGGAUGAGGAGUUUGAUUGGAGGAGGAGGCAGAAUAUGAAGGAGUCGGGGAGGUAUAGAUAUGUUUUGGAUGUCGAUGGCAAUGGCUGGUCGAGCCGUUUCAAGCGCCUCAUCACCUCCAACUCUCUCAUCUUCAAAUCGACGGUAUACCCCGAAUGGUUCACAGAGCGCAUCGAACCCUGGGUGCACUACAUCCCCAUCCAACUUGACCUCUCCGACCUCUACGACGCCCUCGUCUUCUUCCGCGGGGACCCCACAGGCGCCGGCGCGCAUGAAGACCUGGCAUGA
Messenger RNA from Serpula lacrymans var. lacrymans S7.9, 1716 nucleotides. RefSeq names its product glycosyltransferase family 90 protein. NCBI's taxonomy places the organism in Eukaryota, Fungi, Basidiomycota, Agaricomycetes, Boletales, Serpulaceae. Bases 1 to 1716 code for a protein of 571 amino acids. The transcript is spliced from 5 exons. The record is from RefSeq and is a predicted model, not a curated record.